Molecule: messenger RNA, 2953 nt
Organism: Biomphalaria glabrata
Lineage: Eukaryota; Metazoa; Mollusca; Gastropoda; Planorbidae
Exons: 5
Coding region: 294-1265 (323 amino acids)
Biological process (GO): regulation of transcription by RNA polymerase II
Cellular component (GO): transcription regulator complex; nucleus
Source: RefSeq, a predicted model, not a curated record
GUGUGUGCCGCGUUGAAGCGGUGUUGAACACGACGCGGCUACGUCUGCCGGAUCCGCAACUUGCUGUAAGGGUUCAAGUGUGUUGUCUCAACCACAUCCGUUUUUGUGUUGUACUACACAGCUUGCGUUACAGUAACAGUCUGUUUCUUUUUCCUACACCGAAAUCUGUAGAGGAGAUCUUAUUUCAAAACUUUAAUAAGUAAAUUAGAUCUAGAAUAGUGAGUUGGAUCUAGUAGAGAAUCCGUUUUGAACGCAAAUUAUUUGUGAAAACUAGAAUCUAGAUCUGGAUCUAAAUGAAGUCGACAAAGCGAAGCAAUGGCUCGGCGGGCCGAUGCAAGUUCCCUCUAAGCCGCGAAGAAAACGAGAAGCUGAUAGAGCUGGUGCGACAGAAUCGGGCCCUGUACGACCCUAGUUUUCAGGACCACAAGGAUGUCAACCACCUCCACAACAUAUGGUUGACUGUGGCGAUGGACAUGGGAAAGCCAGCAAUGGACGGUAUGGAAUGGAAGAAGAAAUGGCGGAACUUGCGGGACACAUACGUGAAGAAGAUACGAGGGAUACGUCAGAACGUCAAUGUGGCCGCCAUGAAGAAUUGGCGCUUCUUUGAGCACAUGUCAUUUCUGGAGCCGUUCCUGGAAGACAAUAUCUGUUCAAAGGCGUCGCCCCACGGAGACAUUGUCAGCAGUCUAUUGGCAUGCAGUCGAGAAUCUCAGGAGGACUCCUAUGACGAGCCUGAGGUGUCCUUCCCGUGUCAAGACUCGCCGCCGAGUCUUCGUGAUGAGACCAGUAGCCACGCCCUCGUGUCUGAAGACACAAUUAGCGACACCGCCUCCAUCAAAGAAGAGGAGGAUGCCAGCCCCCCAGAAGGACCAACAGAGUUAUCCCUCAAGUUGCCCCUGGCAACGGAAACAAAGUUACGUGCAAAGAAGAGGCCGCGCCUGGAGACCUUCGACUCAAACGAGGACCAGUGGAGGGGGAACGACCGGGCCCCUUACAUCAGCGAGGCAUCAGUCUCGGAAUGCUACAGCGCCAGGAGCGCGACCCAGAUCUUCUUCGACAGCUGCACCCUAAGGCUGGAGAAGCUUCCCGCCAGGACGCAAUCCUUCCUGCAGUUUCAGAUCGCCCAGCUCUUCUUCAACGCCGAGAACCCGGACCUGAACCCGGUACCGAUCAUGCCCCUCCCGGAGCACACGCAGCUGUGUGAGAGCAGAAGGACGGGUGACUCGCUUAAUCGACCCGCCAGCAACACCAGAAGCCAAGUUUAACCUCGCUCAAGCUGCCAGUCUAAACGUAUUUUAACUCUUUCUCUCCGUAAUUAUUUACCACAUUCUGGUGGGAAUCAACGUUGGUAUCGUCAGUUAGGAGAGAAAGAGUUAAUGCUACGUGCACUAUGUCGGUGCCGGAGUUACCACUAACUGAAGUGGGCUGAAGCAUGAGGCUAGAUAUCUGAUAAUUUAAAUCCUAUGCAUACCUUUCUUAAAACAUGAAUUUUUUUAAAAAAAUCUAUCGAAAGAAAUGUAUGUAUUCCAUUUCACAUUGAUGAAAACCUUAUACAGCACAGAAAAACAUAACAGUAUUAUAAACUAUUUAUGUUGCCUGACGGUCACAAUAUGUUAUAUAUUGAUAUUUAAAACUGUUUACUUGUAAUGGCAGCUUGUUGCCCCUUUAAAUAUUAUUUUAAUUUGUUGGAAAUCUUUUCAUACACUUGUUUGUUUGUUAAGUAAAUGUUCAGCUCCCGAAUCCUUCAUUUGUAGAUCAAAUGGGCGGGGCCUAUUUUUCCUAUGUAGAUCUAAUGGGCGGAUCCUGUAUUUAUCUAUUACCGUAUUAUAGAGUUUAAAAAAAAAUCUACAAUGUUAAUUUGUAAAUAUGGCGUUUGUGGCAAAACGGGGAACAGGUCAAUUGAAGGGUUAAGGAUAGAGCGAUGUCCUGGACACUUUAAAAAUCAGCAAUCUGGAAGUUUCCUGGGUUUUAUUGAUUUUGAUAUAAUUCAAUGAAGUACUAUAACAUAGUCUGGGAGUCACUGAAGUGAAUCGAGUGUGUGUGUGAAAGAGUUGACUUUGUUGAAUCUAAUUGUUAGUCCAGUCUGGCAGUCGAUGUGGUUUUUCUCGCCAGCGCUCGCGUGGAGCCUUAAAAAAUCUCUCUCAAUCCACUUUCCCCCCUGGCCAGAGAUGUCACUUUUGUAGGAAAAGUCGAGCUCCACAGAGACGAUUUUGGUGCUUCGUUUGUUGAUGAUGUGGAGGCAGAUCUCCAACAGCUUGGGGUUCGGGCAUAGAGACGAAAGGCUCAGGAGAGAUCCCAAUGGAGAGGGAUGCGAUGUGGUAGGCCAGAACCCUUCGCGUGCUGUAGCGCCACUGGGAUGGAUGGAUGGUUUGCUGUGGCUUGGUCACCUUUUGAUUGUGAACAUUGGGAUUUUCAGGACCACGUAAGCACACUCCAAUUCUAAUGGGCAACUGUGAGAACUGGAAGUCAAAAUAGGUCGUAGCGUCUGGUUGACUCACCCCCACCUCCCCCUUUUUUUUCUUCUUCGGUCUUGCUCCAGAAUCAAAUUUUAUUACAUACACUUCAAAGCGGUCUUGGUGGCUGGGUGGUAACUCGCUUGGCUUUCAAACCAAGGAGUCUCGUGUUUGAAUCUCGGUGAAGACUGUGGGAUAUUUUUUAUGUCGAUAUUUUUUAGGACACUAAAACUCAACUCUGACCUUACUCAGGAAUUAUAAAGGCGGUGGUCGUUGUGCUUCUCACACAACACCCUCGUAAACCGACGGUCAUAUAAACAGAUACUAAAAUCGGCCCUAUAAAUCGCUAAGUCUACUUUACUUUUUUUUUUAUGUCUUAGUCCAGUUUUAGCCUCACUACCACCCCCACCCCCCAACUCAAGCCUGGAUCUGUUGUUUAUCAUGUUAUAAACUUAAGAUGUUUUAUUUUAUUAAAUAAAAAUUGUGAUACGGUAUUUGAA